Molecule: messenger RNA, 531 nt
Organism: Colletotrichum tamarilloi
Lineage: Eukaryota; Fungi; Ascomycota; Sordariomycetes; Glomerellales; Glomerellaceae
Exons: 1
Source: RefSeq, a predicted model, not a curated record
CAAGGCCGCCUCGCCCGUCUCUUUGUUCUCUUCCAACUUUCCACCCCCACCUGGAGGCCGGCACUCUGGGGUAAAGACUUCGGUCCUUUGGUCCAACGAGGUAGCCGCUACGAAGCGCGAUUGCAACAGUCGUCGGGUCUUGAACCGCAUCGCGCUACCAAUACUGAACCUCGACUAUUCCCGUUGCGGCUUCUUGUUCCUGUCAUUCGGUCGAUACCGAUACUCUAUGCCUCUCCCUCUUUGUUCUCUUAUUUGACAUCAACAGUCGAGACCUGCAUCCACGAUCAUGGCCAAUCCCCACUGCAUCGUGGUCUAGGCAAGCCCGACACGAACGGAAGGGAUUGGCAAAUGGCGAGUGCUCGAUUGUUGCAACAGAUCAAGCUCGUUCGAGUACGGCCGGUGCUGCAGCUCUGCAUCUGCAUCUGCAUCGCAUCGUGGUCGACUUUGGCCUCGGGCUGCGGAUAUCUCGAUGAUCCUUCCAGCCAACCAAACUUAAAAACCUCAUCCCACACCUCAUGCAUCCGUACCUGA